Protopolystoma xenopodis is the source of this 265-nucleotide messenger RNA. NCBI's taxonomy places the organism in Eukaryota, Metazoa, Platyhelminthes, Monogenea, Polystomatidea, Polystomatidae. The record is from the annotation of a GenBank genome assembly.
AGAUGGCGAUCUUUUGCAAUUGAUGGGUGAAUUGAAGAGUCAAUUGAAGAAAAUCACCAUUACUGAUAAAAGCCGCAUUGAUUCAAUGUUCCUCCGCUAUAAUAAAGAUAGACUUGGCUACAUCGAUCUGGAUAACUUAAAGGAUAUCUGUCACAAGGUGCAUUUGCCAGCUGAUGAGGAUGUCUUAAAUGCGCUAUUGGAUGAGCAAGGAACAAACGGAAAAAUGGAUUUGGAACAGUUCCGCAGAUUCUUUGAAUCAAACUAA